Onychostruthus taczanowskii (white-rumped snowfinch) is the source of this 2467-nucleotide messenger RNA. RefSeq names its product STING1 ER exit protein 1 (gene STEEP1). The transcript has 7 exons. NCBI's taxonomy places the organism in Eukaryota, Metazoa, Chordata, Aves, Passeriformes, Passeridae. The record is from RefSeq and is a predicted model, not a curated record. Bases 784 to 1452 code for a protein of 222 amino acids.
CACACAGAACGGUGUCUAGGGAAGACAAACGCCAUCACUCCGAAUUCCCCCCUUCCUCCUUGUCCCCCAGAUUUCUGAGCUGAGCAUGAGCCCUGUGCUCUGGGGCAUCCCUGGGCUCAGCUGGGCUCGGCUGUCCUGGCUGUGUCCCCUCCCAGCUCCUUGUGCUCCCCCAGCCUCUCGCUGCUGGGCUGGGCUGAGGGGCAGAGAAGGGCUCGGCUCAGGGUAAGCCCUGCUCAGCAGUAACAAAAACAUCUCUGAGUCACCAGCACUGCAUCCAGCACAAACCCAAACCACAGCCCCACACCAGCUACUGCAAAGAAAAUUAACUCCAUCGCUGUCAAAACCAGCACAACCUGCUACACUGCAUUUUCUGCUUCCCCAGAGAGUGUUUCCAAGGAAAAAAUAAGCUAUUUUCCACGUUUCUUUAACAGCUUUUGGAAAUACAGAAUCUCUCAGCUGUCGUGUAAAGCAGGCUGGCUGGGCUGUGUUUCCCGAGUUUUUCCUCACUCGUAAUUUCAUAUAAUCCAGCUGUGUGGGGCGGCUGAAGAAAGAAGCACGGGAGAAAACCCAGUGAAAGAAAGUUCCCGUUGUUACCACGGCCGCGCUGCGAACCUGCCGCUGCGGGCCGGAACCGUGCGAGCUGCGGGCGCUCGGCGAGAGCAGCUCGGGGCAGCGCCGGGCCCUCAGGGCCGCGGCAGCCCCGGGAGCCGCCCCGGCGGGCGGGGCCGGCGCGGGGGCCGGGCCAGGCGCUCCGAGCCCGCCGGCCCCGAGCCCGCCGCCGCCAUGCCCAAGGUGGUGUCGCGCUCCGUGGUGUGCUCCGACACCCGCGACCGCGAGGAGUACGACGAUGGGGAGAAGCCGCUGCACGUCUACUACUGCCUGUGCGGGCAGAUGGUGCUGGUGCUCGAUUGCCAGCUGGAGAAGCUGCCGAUGCGGCCCCGGGACCGCGCCCGCGUGAUGGACGCGGCCAAGCACGCCCACAAGUUCUGCAACGCCGAGGAGGAGGAGAGCGUCUUCCUGCGCAGGCCCGAAGGCAUUGAGCGGCAGUUCAGGAAGAAAUGUGGCAAGUGUGGACUGCUGCUCUUUUAUCAACACCAACAGAAAAAUGCUCCUGUGACGUUCAUUGUUGAUGGUGCUGUGGUCAAAUUUGGCCAGGGUUUUGGGAAAACAAACAUAUAUACUCAGAAACAAGAACCUCCUAAAAAGGUGAUGAUGACCAAACGGACCAAAGACAUGGGCAAGUUCAGUUCUGUCACAGUCUCCACAAUUGAUGAAGAGGAGGAGGAGAUUGAAGCGAGGGAGAUUGCAGACUCGUAUGCACAGAAUGCAAAAGUGAUUGAGAAGCAGCUGGAACGCAAAGGCAUGAGCAAGAAAAGGCUACAAGAGUUGGCUGAGUUGGAAGCCAAGAAAGCCAAGAUGAAAGGAACCCUGAUUGAUAACCAGUUCAAAUGAAAUGCUGUGUAUCUGCUGGGUAUUUGGAGACAGGAGAAAACUACCAAGAGCUGUCACAGUUCUGUCAACAAAGCAGAAGUAACAGACAACGUUCAAGAGUGGCACUGUGCUGCUGCCAGCUUGGAGGAUGAGAACCCCUCUGGAUCCCUCUGUAAAGUGAUACUCUGGGUACCAAUCUUAACUUGGCACUGGAGGCUUUGCUCAAACUGCAGUUCCCUACAGACCCAGUGUUGUGAGCAGGCCAUUCCAGGCAGAAUAUUUAUUUCAAGAAAGUCUUUGCUGGGUGCCUUCCCAAGUUCACCUUUAGAUACCUGUCUUUUUAUUUUGUAGCUUUCAAAUGUGUUUCCUUGAAUACAUUAGGAUGACGGGUAACUGUACAACAAAGAAAUCCUUACAAAAGUAAGCUCUAUGCCUGUUGUUCAUUUUGUUAUUUUAAACAUAUCCAGAAGGUGCAGCAGCCUGAGCCAUGCCAUUCCAACAGUCUGGAAGGACUGGGAUGCAAGGCCUGGGCAUGGUGCUGCUGCUCACCCUGACCUGCCAGAGGCAGCCAGCACAGACUGGGCUGCUGCACUGCAGUCUCAGCUCCUGCUGAACAUCACAGGGCUGCAGUUGUACAGAAUUACACUGUCACAGCAGACACAUACCAGAGUGUAAAAUCCAAGCCUGUUUUAAACUACUGUAAAUAAAAACUGCUACUAUGGAGUUCAAAUACUUGGUUGGAAGUUACUGAUACAGCCAGUGAUUAUUAAAGAAUACAACUGCACAUCUGCACUAGCCCUUUGGGCAAAACAGUAUCAGUUUUCGGAGCUGUGAAAUGUGAAGGAAAAAUUGUUUUGUAUUUUUCCUUCUGACCACUAAGGGCUUGGAUAGACAACAUAAUACACCAGUUUUUAAAGUACCCUGUUUGGGUAAUUGUACUUUGUGCCUCUUGCAUGAUAUAAUAACAGUGUUCUCUAGCCCAUGUCUUCAUUGCUCUCUACUGGAUUAAAUAUCAUGUUACAGAUUUGAACUAAAA